This is a messenger RNA of Cuscuta campestris, 5062 nucleotides long. NCBI's taxonomy places the organism in Eukaryota, Viridiplantae, Streptophyta, Magnoliopsida, Solanales, Convolvulaceae. The record is from the annotation of a GenBank genome assembly.
GAAAGCUAAAAGUCUGAAUUUUGAAUUCCACACCUGUAGAGCUGCAGAGCUGGGAGUUUUUUACUCACUCGAUUCGGAUUGAUGCAGAGCUGAAAGGAGAUGACGCUCAGGAAAGGCUCGAAGGUUUGGGUCGAAGACAAGGCUUCGUCUUGGGCUGCUGCCGAGGUGACCGCCAUUAUCGGCAAGCAAGUUCAGCUUCUUACUGAAGAUGGGAAGAAAGCAUUGGCUUUGCCGGAAAAAUUGCUUCCUAGGGAUGUGGAGGAAGACCAUGGAGGAGUGGAUGAUAUGACCAAAUUGACUUAUUUGAACGAGCCCGGAGUUCUCCACAAUCUCUAUAGGAGAUAUGUUCUGAAUGAAAUCUAUACUUACACUGGAAGCAUUCUAAUUGCUGUGAAUCCCUUUACGAAACUUCCUCAUCUAUAUAAUAUGCAUAUGAUGGAGCAAUAUAAAGGAGCUCCCUUUGGCGAGCUUAGCCCUCAUGUUUUUGCUGUGGCUGAUGCAUCUUACAGAGCUAUGAUGUCUGAGGGCAAAAGCCAGUCGAUAUUGGUAAGUGGGGAAAGUGGAGCUGGCAAGACAGAGACAACAAAAUUGAUCAUGCAGUAUCUUACAUAUGUAGGUGGUCGUGCUGCUGGUAAUGAGCGUACUGUGGAACAACAAGUUCUUGAGUCUAAUCCACUUCUGGAGGCCUUUGGAAAUGCACGCACGGUUAGAAAUGACAAUUCAAGCCGUUUUGGCAAGUUUGUCGAGAUCCAGUUUGAUGCAAAUGGUAGAAUAUCCGGCGCUGCAAUUAGAACCUACCUUCUAGAGCGUUCUCGUGUUGUCCAGAUAACAGAUCCCGAGAGAAAUUAUCACUGCUUUUAUCAGUUAUGUGCAUCUGGAGUGGAUGCUGAAAAGUAUAAAUUGAGCCAUCCUAGCCAUUUUCACUACUUGAACCAGAGUAAGACCUAUGAAUUGGAUGGAGUAAGCAGUGCCGAGGAAUAUGUGAAGACAAGGAGGGCAAUGGAUAUUGUUGGAAUCAGUAAUGAGGAACAGGAGGCAAUAUUUCGGACAUUAGCUGCAAUUUUACAUCUUGGAAAUAUAGAUUUUUCUCCAGGAAAAGAGCAUGAUUCAUCAGCUAUAAAUGACCCAAAGUCUAAUUUUCAUCUGGGGAUGGCUGCAAAUCUACUAAUGUGUGAUUUGAAUUUGUUGGUCACUUCACUUUGUACUCGAUCAAUUCAAACUCACGAAGGGGUCCUUAUUAAGGCCCUUGAUUGUGCUGCUGCUGCUGCAGGGAGAGAUGCUUUAGCCAAAACUAUAUAUGCUCAACUAUUUGACUGGCUUGUUGAGAAGAUCAACAUAUCCGUAGGGCAAGACCAUGAUUCGAGGAUACAAAUUGGAGUUCUUGACAUAUAUGGAUUUGAAUGCUUUGUUCAAAACAGCUUUGAACAAUUCUGCAUCAACUUUGCAAAUGAAAAGCUUCAACAACAUUUCAAUGAGCAUGUUUUCAAAAUGGAACAAGAGGAAUAUCAGAAGGAAGAAAUUAAUUGGAGCUACAUAGAAUUUAUUGACAACCAAGACGUUUUGGAUCUCAUAGAGAAGAAACCAAUAGGCAUAAUCGCUUUGUUGGAUGAAGCUUGCAUGUUUCCUAAAUCAACGCACCAGACAUUUUCUAACAAGCUUUUCCAGAAUUUUCGUGGCCAUACACGACUUGAAAGGGCAAAAUUUUCAGAAACAGAUUUUACCCUCUCUCAUUAUGCUGGCAAGGUUACAUAUAAGACCGAGUCAUUUAUAGAUAAAAAUCGUGAUUACAUUGUUGUAGAGCAUCGUCAUUUAUUAUGCUCUUCAAAGUGCUCAUUUGUUGCUGGUCUCUUUCCCCCACUUGGAGAAGAAUCUUCAAGAUCUUCAUACAAGUUUUCUUCUGUGGCAUCUCGGUUUAAGCAACAACUUCAAGCUCUUAUGGAAACCCUCAGCUCAACAGAACCUCAUUAUAUUCGUUGUGUCAAGCCAAAUUCUCUGAAUCGCGCCCAGAAGUUUGAAAAGCAAAGCGUUUUACAUCAACUGCGUUGUGGGGGUGUUUUGGAAGCUGUGCGCAUAAGUUUGGCCGGUUAUCCAACAAGAAGGACUUAUCCUGAAUUUGUGGACCGAUUUGGAAUUCUUGCACUAGAUAUGCUAGAUGGGUGCUCUGAUGAAAGGGCAAUCACGGAGAAGAUUCUUCUGAAACUCAAACUUGAUAAUUUUCAGUUGGGAAAGACGAAGGUAUUCCUUAGGGCCGGCCAGAUUGGUGUUUUAGAUUCAAGUCGUUCUGGGGUCCUUGAUGCUGCAGCAAAGUGUAUACAAAGAAGACUGAGGACUUAUCUUGUACGCAGGGACUUUCUUUUUCACCGGGCUAUUGCUAUUGCUCUACAGUCAUUUUGCAGAGGCUUUCUUGCUCGUUGUUUGUACACAUCAUUACGAGAAGCCUCUGCCACUUUAAUCAUACAAAAAUAUGUUCGGAGAUGGAUUUUGAGGCAUUCCUAUGUGCAACUGUAUGCUUCCACUUUGGUCAUGCAGUCGAGCAUUCGUGGUUUCACGUGCAGGCAAAAUUUCUUAUAUCAAAAGAAAAACAAAGCUGCCAUUUUAAUUCAGGCUAAUUGGAGAAUGUGCAAGGUGCGGUCUUUAUUCCACAACUACCAAUUUAAAGUUAUUGCAAUUCAGUGCCUUUGGAGGCGGAAGUUGGCUAGGAGAGAGCUCCGAAGGCUUAGACAGGAAGCUAAUGAAGCUGGCGCAUUGCGCCUAGCGAAAAGCAAGCUCGAGAAGCAGUUGGAGGAUGUUACAUGGCGAUUUCAGCUGGAGAAGAAAAUGCGAAUCUCAUCUGAAGAAGCUAAGAUGAUGGAAAUAUCAAAACUUCAAAAAACUAUAGAAUCUUUGAGCCUUGAGCUAGAUGCAGCUAGACUGGCUACAGUUAAUGAGAUCAACAAAAGUGCUGUGGUACAAAGGCAACUGGAGUUAACAAUGAAGGAAAAAACUGCUAUAGUAAGAGAAGAAGCUGCAAUUAUGGAAUUGAGAAAUGAAAAUGCAUUCUUGAAGAAAUCUUUGGCUGCAUUAGAGGAAAAGAACUCUGCACUAGAACGAGAACUUUUCAGUGCUAAAGAGGAGGCGAGUGGAACCCUUAAAAAGUUGAAAGACGCUGAAAAAGAUUGCUCCCAGCUACAGAAGAACUUAAAAAGUUUGGAAGCCAAGCUUUCAAGUUUAGAGGAUGAAAAUCUUGUGCUCCAUCAAAAAACAUUGUCACCUAGGAGCAACCGUGCUGGCUUUUCUAAGCCUUUUCUUGAUAAACUCCCUGGUGCAGUUACUCUUCAUUCCGCUGACCGCAAAUCUAUAUACGAAACACCUACACCUACAAAAUCAAUUAUGCUCUUUUCAGAAGGAUUUACUGAUUCUCGCCGUGGAAAGGUCAACAAUGAGAAGUAUGAAGUCCUCUCACAGUGCAUCAAAGAAAAUUUAGGCUUCCAAGAUGGAAAACCAGUAGCAGCUUGUCUUAUCUUUACAUGUCUUCUUCGUUGGCGUGCCUUCGAGGCAGAGAAAACUCCUAUUUUUGAAUUCAUUGUUGAGACUAUCAAUGGUGUCAUACAGGUUGAUGAUGACAAUGACUCUACCUUGCCUUACUGGUUAUCCAACACAUCAGCACUUCUAUGUCUUCUACAAAGGAAUUUACGUGCUAAUGGCUUCUUCAGUGCUUCAUCACAGCGCUCUGGAGGUGGUUCUGUGUUAAAUGGGAGGGUUGCUCAUGAUGGCAUGUCACACCUGGAAGCCAGGUAUCCGGCCAUAUUGUUUAAGCAACAAUUAACUGCGUCUGUUGAGAAGAUAUUUGGCUUGAUACGGGAUAAUUUGAAGAAGGAGAUUACUCGAUUGUUGGGAUUGUGUAUUCAGGGACAAAAAAUCCAGCGAGUUCAUGGAGGGAAAAUGUCUAGAUCGCCUGGAGGUGCUUUUCAGCAGUCACCAAAUAAUCCAUGGGACAGCAUCACCAAAUUUCUGGAUUCUUUUGUGAGCCGUCUACAAGAAAAUCUUGUGCCUUCGUUUUUCAUCCGUAAGCUUACAACCCUAGUUUUCUCCUUCAUCAACUUCUCGUUGUUUAACAGUCUUUUACUCCGCCGUGAGUGUUGCUCAUUUUCAAAUGGUGAAUAUGUGAAAUCCGGUUUGGCUGAACUAGAAAAAUGGAUAGUAAAUGCCCAGGAGGAGGUUUCCGGCACUUCUUGGCAUGAGUUGAAAUACAUCAGACAGGCUGUUGGAUUUCUGGUUAUACACCAAAAGCGGAAAAAAUCAUUGGAAGAAAUAAUGCAGGAUCUUUGCCCGGCAUUGACAAUAAGACAAAUCUACCGCAUAAUCACAAUGUAUUGGGACGAUAAAUAUGGAACUCAAAGUGUGUCAAACGAGGUUGUUAGUCAGAUGAGAGAAAUCUUAAACAAGGAUUCUCAAAAUUUAACGACAAACUCGUUCUUGUUGGAUGAAGACCCAAGCAUUCCGUUCUCAACCGAAGACAUCUAUAUGGCGCUUCCUGAAAUAAAUCCCUCGCUCAAAGAACUCCCAAAGUUCUUAUCUGAAAACCCAUCCGUGAUGCUUCAGCUGCAGCAGCCAAAAUGAGGAAAUGAUGACUUCACAGUCCCUGUCAAGUCUCUUGCUUGUAUUAGCGAUGUAAAUUUAUUGCGAUUAUCUUGCCUAUCUCAUCCUUUUGACAUUUAACAUGCACAAAGCGAGCCCACUAUGAGAUUUUGGAAGGCGGGCGAAAAAAGAAGAGUUACUCCAUCCACGUCGAUCUAACGGGAAAGUCUUAAAGAGUAGUAUGUUCUGGAACAGUGUGUAUGGAAUUCACUCCACUUUUAGUAACAUGUGCAGAUGGUAUGUUAUGGCCACAAUGCUGGUAUGUGAAUCUUGCCUUGCUUCUCUGCUUUGUUUUAAAAUAACUAGCAAGAAGUAAGGUCAUUCCCAUUUCCUAAACAUUUAAAUUGUAUUGACAUCUAUUGUAAUUUUGAAGAUUUCGACGCAUUAAUGAAAGUGUUUUUUUCUCAUUCUUUACCACAAAUUGUAAUGAAAUGUGGUUUCUUUG